This is a messenger RNA of Lontra canadensis (Northern American river otter), 4689 nucleotides long. It is a transcript of the gene KIF27, whose product is annotated as kinesin family member 27. NCBI's taxonomy places the organism in Eukaryota, Metazoa, Chordata, Mammalia, Carnivora, Mustelidae. The record is from RefSeq and is a predicted model, not a curated record. Gene Ontology annotation, molecular function: microtubule motor activity; ATP binding; microtubule binding. Bases 176 to 4414 code for a protein of 1412 amino acids. Gene Ontology annotation, biological process: mitotic spindle organization; microtubule-based movement. The transcript is spliced from 18 exons.
CGGCGGCGGCGGCGGCGACGGCCGGGAGGAGCGAAGCUGGGUAGUCCUGCGCUGUGCUCGCCGCCGGAGACCGGGGCUUUCUCGAGCUGGAGUCCAGAUCUUACAUAAAAUGGAUAAUUCUCACAAUAGAUACUGAAUAUUAAGUAGAAAGUUAUUUAGUAAAAUCUAAGCUGCUAUGGAAGAAAUACCAGUAAAAGUUGCUGUAAGAAUCCGACCUCUGCUGUGCAAAGAAGUUCUUCAUAAUCAUCAAGCUUGUGUGAGAGUUAUUCCAAACACCCAGCAAAUUAUCAUUGGGAGAGAUAGAGUCUUUACUUUUGAUUUUGUUUUUGGCAAAAAUUCCACUCAAGAUGAAGUUUAUAAUACAUGUAUAAAGCCACUAGUGUUGUCUCUCAUUGAGGGCUAUAAUGCAACUGUUUUUGCCUAUGGACAAACUGGAUCCGGGAAGACCUACACCAUUGGAGGAGGCCAUGUUGCUUCAGUUGUGGAAGGACAAAAGGGUAUCAUUCCUCGAGCUAUCCAAGAAAUAUUUCAAAACAUCUCUGAAAACCCUAGCAUUGAUUUUAGUAUUAAAGUGUCUUAUAUCGAAGUAUAUAAGGAAGACCUAAGAGAUCUUCUAGAAUUGGAAACAUCUAUGAAGGAUCUUCACAUCCGAGAAGAUGAAAAAGGAAACACAGUGAUUGUUGGGGCCAAAGAAUGCCAGGUGGAGAGCGCAGAUGAGGUGAUGAGUCUCCUGGAGAUGGGGAAUGCAGCCAGGCAUACAGGGACCACGCAAAUGAACGAGCACUCCAGUAGAUCACAUGCGAUUUUUACAAUCAGCAUCUGUCAAGUGGAGAAAAAUAUAGAGGCAGGUGAAGACGGAUCGUGGUACUCCCGUCGGCAGAUUGUCUCGAAGUUCCACUUUGUGGACUUGGCUGGCUCCGAAAGAGUAACCAAAACAGGGAAUACUGGCGAACGGUUCAAAGAAUCCAUUCAGAUCAACAGCGGGUUGCUGGCUUUAGGCAACGUCAUCAGCGCUCUCGGGGACCCCCGCAGGAAGAGUUCACAUAUUCCAUAUAGGGAUGCGAAAAUUACCCGGCUUCUGAAAGAUUCCCUGGGAGGCAGCGCCAAGACUGUCAUGAUCACUUGUGUCAGCCCAUCCUCCUCAGAUUUUGAUGAGUCCUUAAAUUCCCUCAAAUAUGCCAACAGAGCCCGCAAUAUUAGAAACAAGCCCACCUUAAACUUCAGCCCCGAGUCAGACCGCAUGGACGAAAUGGAGUUUGAAAUUAAGUUGCUUCGAGAAGCUUUGCAAAGCCAACAGGCUAGCAUCAGCCAAACCAGCCAGAUCCAUCCAGAGGAGACUUCUGAGAGAAACAGGAUCCUUUCUCUGGAGGAGCAAGUGGCCCAGCUGCAAGGCGAAUGUCUGUGUUACCAGAACUGCGUGGAGGAGGCCGUUACCUUCCUGGUGGACCUAAAGGAGGCCGUCCGACUGAACCCAAAGCAGCUGCACAAACUGCAGGAGUGGCUGAACAUGACUCAGGAGGUCAAGAAGGCGGUGUUCACCUCCUUCAGAGGGAGCCACGGCCUCGGCAGCCUGGGAGAAGGGCCUCAGCAUGUUACCGUCCUCCAGCUGAAGCGAGAGCUGAAGAAAUGCCAGUGUGCACUGGCUGCCGAUGAAGUUGUGUUUCAUCAGAGAGAACUGGAGGUGAAGGAACUAAAGAACCAAGUGCAAAUGAUGGUCCAUGAAAACAAAGGCCACAUGGUAUCUUUGAAAGAAGCGCAGAAAGUGAAUAGAUUACAGAAUGAAAAAAUAAUAGAACAACAACUUCUUGUGGAUCAACUGAGUGAGGAACUAUCAAAACUUAACCUGUCAAUGACCUCUUCAGCUACGGAACCUUGUGGAGACGGGCCAGACAUCAGGACAGCCUCGAAGAGGCCGUGCACUGUACCCUUUGAUUCUCGUCUGGGACAUUACAUUUGUAUUCCAGCCAGACCAGGUUCCAGGAAGGUCUACACAAGCCCUUCUGUGUACUCUCUGGAUCGAGUAGUUGCCGGAUUUCGAACACGAAGUCAGAUGCUGCUGGGUCACAUAGAAGAACAAGAUGAAGUCCUCCACUGCCAAUUUUCUGACAACAGUGAUGAUGAAGAAUCCGAAGGCCAAGAGAAAUCUGAAAUUAGAUGUAGAAGUCGCUCAUGUCUUCAGAAGCCAGGCUCUGUUUGUUCUCUUGUUGAAUCGAAUGACAUUCAGGAUCAAACACAAAAGUCAAGUUUGGGGAAUGAAGAUUUAAAGAUUGAAUGUCUUCAGGAGAGUCAAGAUAUGAAUUUGCAAAAAUUAAGGAAUUCAGAACUCAUACUUACUGAAGCUAAACAAAAAAUGAGAGAACUUACAAUUAACAUCAAGAUGAAGGAAGAUCUAAUUAAAGAAUUAAUAAAAACAGGUAACGAUGCCAAGUCGGUAAGCAAACAGUAUUCUCUGAAAGUAACAAAACUUGAACACGAAGCAGAACGGGCGAAGGUGGAAUUAACUGAAACAGAGAAGCAGCUGCAAGAACUAGAAAACAAAGAUCUUUCUGAUAUUGCUUUGAAGGUAAAAUUACAGAAGGAAUUCCGUAAAAAGAUGGAUGCCGCAAAGCUAAGAGUCCAGGUCUUACAGAAGAAGCAACAAAACAGUAAGAAAUUGGCAUCACUGUCGAUCCAAAAUGAGAAACGUGCUACUGAACUAGAGCAGAAUGUAGAUCACAUGAAAUAUCAAAAGGUACAGCUGCAAAAAAGACUUCGAGAAGAAAAUGAAAAAAGGAAGCAACUGGAUGCAGAUAUCAAGCGGGAUCAACAAAAAAUCAAAGAACUAAAGUUAAAAACGGAACAGGAAGAAGCUCUGAAACUGAGAGCUGAGGAGCUCGAUGCAUUUAAGAUGAACAAGAGAAAAGGCUCGUUUGGAAGAACAGACCAGCUCCAGAAACUGGAUGAGCGAAAGAAAUGGUUAGAUGAAGAAGUAGAGAAAGUCCUGAACCAGCGCCAAGAACUGGAGCAGCUGGAAGAAGACUUAAAGAAGCGAGAGGCCAUCGUUUGUAAGAAGGAGGCCCUGUUACAGGAGAAGAGCCACCUGGAAAAUAAGAAGCUGAGAUCAAGUCAGGUCUUAAGCACAGAUAGUUUGAAAAUAUCAACUCGCCUGAAUUUGUUGGACCAAGAGUUGUCUGAAAAGAAUGUAGAGCUUCAACACAGCACAGCUGAGGAGAAAAUAAAGAUUUCAGAACGAGUUCAAGCCCUCCAGAAAGAAAAGGAUCAGCUACAGAGACGAAGGAACAGCGUGGAUGAGAAACUUAAAAAUGGUAGUGUGUUAUCACCUGAAGAAGAACAUGUUCUUUUCCAACUUGAAGAAGGGAUUGAAGCUUUGGAAGCUGCAAUUGAAUACAAGAAUGAAAGUAUCCAGAGUCGCCAGAACUCGCUCAGAGCCUCACUCCAAAACCUCUCUCGUAGUGAAGCAAAGGUCUUGGAAAAACUCAUUUGCCUGAGUCCUGUAGAGAUGAGAGCUAUUCUUUUCAGAUAUUUCAAUAAGGUGGUCCAUUUGCGAGAAACCGAACGGAAGCUCCAGUUACAGAAUGAAGAAAUGAAAAUGAAGGUUCUGGAACGGGAUAAUAUGGUUCGUGAACUGGAGUCUGCCCUUGAGCAUCUGAAACUACAGUGUGACCGGAGACUGACCCUUCAGCAGAAGGAGCAUGAGCAAAAAAUGCAGCUGCUGUUACAGCAUUUCCAAGAGCAAGAUGGUGAAGGCCUUAUGGAAAUGUUAAAAACAUAUGAAGAUAAAAUCCAGCAGCUGGAAAAAGAUCUUUAUUUCUAUAAGAAAACCAGCAGAGAUCUUAAGAAGAAACUUAAGGAACUGGUAGGGGAAGCAGUUCGGCGGCAACUAGCAGCAUCUGAACGUAAGACUUUUCAUGUCACUUGUCAUGCUAACAAUCAUGAUGCUGGGGAUAGAGUUCUGAACCCUGAUGAAGCAGGCAUGGUUCCAGAAGAAUUUAAGUGGGCAUCCAGAACUGAAAGUAUGAGAUUAAGUGGAAGAGAAAGAGAACUGGACAAUUCAACAAGCAGUUUAAGAACACAACCAAAUCCUCUGAAACUCUGGGAAGAUGGCCCAGAAUUGCCUUUGAUCUGUAGCUCUCUAGCACCCACUAGUGGACAUUUCUUAAACAAUGAGGAUAAAAUAGAAGUAGAUGAAAAUCAUUUCACAAAAUCUCAUAGCCGACCAUCACCCCAAAUCCAGCUGGUGGGUAAUGUGGGACAGCUUCAUGGUGUCACGUCUGUAAAACUGUGUCGUAAAGAGUUACGUCAGAUUUCUGCCUUGGAACUAUCAUUACGACGUUCCACUCUUGGAGCUGGGGUUGGAUCUAUGACUGCUGAUUCCAUUGAAGUAGCUAGGAAACCGAGUGACUUAAAAACUUAGGCCUUUAGUAACAGAACUUUUAACUUUCAAUAGGAGGUAUUAGAUUCCUUUGUCUAAACUGUUAGGAAUUAAAACUUUUGCUCACUAGCUCUUCCUUCAGGAUAUAGGAAGAAGGGGAAGAAGUAGGAAGAAGGGGAGGAAGGAAUCAUCUUGUAUACUAUAGAUGUAUAUAUCUUCUAUGGUAUGUUUGAGAAGUUUUAAUUAUUUGCAGACAAUUAGCAAUAAUUGUAAUUAGCAAAUGAACAUGUUUUCUAAUGCUGUCAAGUAAUGGAAAA